This is a messenger RNA of Cucurbita moschata (crookneck pumpkin), 1149 nucleotides long. Its product is annotated as F-box protein At3g07870-like. The transcript has a single exon. Gene Ontology annotation, molecular function: protein binding. Bases 1 to 1149 code for a protein of 382 amino acids. The record is from RefSeq and is a predicted model, not a curated record. Lineage: Eukaryota; Viridiplantae; Streptophyta; Magnoliopsida; Cucurbitales; Cucurbitaceae.
AUGGCGAACGAUCAAGACAUUAUUAGCAACAAAAUUCUCGAACUCAUACCUGAUGUCAUCGAGCUAAUACUUAGCAAGCUCCCCUACUAUUAUUUGCCGAGCUGCAGGUUGGUUUGCAAAACAUGGAACAAUGUGAUUUUAAGUUCUAAACAUGAUCCUUCAAUCUCGGCUGCUUCCAACUUCUUGUUUGCCCAUGUUUAUUCCAACAACGGUGAUCGUCCAUCGUUUCGUAAUCUUCAUUGCUUGGAAUUGGAUCCCGACCAUGUGGAAGGGGUGAGGAGUGUGGCUUCAUUCAACUUGCGUCGUAAAUAUUUUCGACGUUCUUUUAUCUCAACUAUUAAUUCGUGCAAUGGGCUCUUAGCUUUUGUGGUCACCAAAAACACAAAGAGGUGGCUUAGCUCGAAUACAGUGGUCAUAUUAAAUCCCAUGACGAAUGAGUACUUUGAAGUUCCUAAGGACGAAUUCAAAGGGAAUUGGCUUACGUGCUCCUAUGGAUUUGGAUUUUGUCCUAAAACGAAGCACUACAAAGUAAUAAGAAACUCCACCGUCGAUGAUAGAAACUCCAUCGUCCAUAAUUACAAAUCAGAGAUUUUUGCUUUCGGGACCCGGCAGGAAUGGACCCGUAUUGAGUCACCGUCCUGUUCUUUUCAUGGAUGUCAUGGUGUUUACUUGAAUGGAGGGCUGCAUUGGGUUGGACAAAAUGAUCUUCGUCGUGAUGUCAUUUAUCGUCUAAACAUGGAAGAUGAGAAGUACGAGCAGAUUCCUUUUCCUAAUGAUGACGGUUAUUUUCCUUAUAUUAGAGUAUUUAAUGGCGCCCUCCAUCUGACUCUUUCCAUGGAGGAGUACGAAUACAGAAUAUGGAAGAUGAAAGAAGAUGGUUCGUGGAUUAAAUCAUUUAGUGUUAUCAUACCAACAAAAAAUGUUCUUUCUUUCUCAAAAUCAACCGUGGAACAGAUUAAAACAGGUAAAGAUGGAAAGAUCUUGUGUCUUUGGGCUGGAGCUCAAUUAGUGUUGUAUGAUCCCAAAACCGAGAAGAUGGAAAAGUUGAUGGAUGAUACAAUUGUGAGGAAUUUUUCGGUUCACAACAUUGACUGCUUCAAUUUUAAUGCUUUUUCAGAUAUUUUGACUGUAAAUUUUGAGUCUAAUUGA